UUUGGAAGCUGCCCCUCCCCUGACAGCGCCUCAGUAAAACUUUUCAGCUGCGAGAAGCGCGCGGCGGAAUCUCUCCAAAAGACAGCGCGCACGAGACAAUAAUGAAUGAAUGACAUCCUGGAUCCACAUGGCCACAUUUGUUUCAAUAUAUUCAUUUUAAGAACUAUUUAGGGGUUUAUUUAGAAAAGGAAAGGCCCGUUUAGUGUCAACCUUCUCCGGCUAAACUUUCUGCGUAAAAAGUGAGGUCAGAAUGUUGGCGCACUCUGUGGCGACGUUUGCGGUUCUCCUGUCGUGGGUUCAAUGCGUGCUGACCACGCGGGUCACCUUCUUGAACUCCUCCGUGGACGUGGACGUGGACGCGCGCUCCGGCUUCCUGCAUAGGCGACUGCGCAGCCAGGAGCGCAGAGAGAUGCAGCGGGAGAUUCUCUCCAUCCUGGGUCUGCCGCACCGGCCGCGGCCGCACGCGCGCAUCAAGCACAACGCUGCGCCCAUCUUCAUGCUGGAUCUGUACAACACCAUCUCCACGGCCCCGGAGCUGCACGGAUAUUCCUACUACGAAACAGCACUGCCCACCCAAGUCCAGCCGGCGGUCACUUCACGGGACAGCCGCUUCCUGAAUGACGCAGACACGGUGAUGAGCUUCGUUAACCUCAAUGAUGAAGAUGAAGAAGUUUUGUCCCAUUCCCGGGCAUGGCAGUUUCGUUUCGACAUCUCCAGUAUUCCAGAGGGGGAGGUCAUCACAGCCGCAGAGCUUAGGAUUUAUAAAGAUUUCGUUGAGGGGCACAGCGACAAGGAAACAUUCAUAGUCAGUGUCUUCCACGUUCUAGAGGAGCCUCUCAACAGGGAAAAGAAGCUGCUGCUGUUGGAUCAGCGAGACGCUUGGGCUUCAGAGGAGGGCUGGCUGGUCUUCGACCUGACGUCCACCAGCUCCGCUUGGCUGGUCCGCUCUGAACAGAAUCUGCAGCUUCGUUUGGCGCUGGAGGACAGUCGUGGCCAGGAGAGGAACCCCCAUCUUGCUGGGCUUGUGACAAGCAGUGGACCUAAAGAUAAGCAGCCCUUUGUGGUAGUCUUUUUCAAAGCUAGCGAGGUUCGAUACCGCAGCGCGCGCUCAGCUCACAAAGGGCGCCAGGGGAACCGCUCCAAACCUCAAAGGACCUCCCAAGAUGCAAUGAAGGCAGCAGAAGCUGCAGCAGACAGCCUGGGAUUCUCUAAAGAGGGCUGUAAGAAGCAUGAGCUUUAUGUCAGUUUCAGAGACCUGGGAUGGCAGGACUGGAUCAUUGCACCAGAGGGCUAUGCGGCGUACUACUGCGAGGGAGAAUGCGCUUUCCCUCUCAACUCGUACAUGAACGCCACCAAUCACGCAAUAGUGCAAACUCUGGUGCAUUUCAUCAACCCAGAGACAGUGCCCAAGCCCUGCUGCGCUCCCACGCAGCUCCACGGCAUUUCAGUGCUUUACUUUGACGACAGCUCCAACGUCAUCCUCAAGAAGUACAGAAACAUGGUGGUCAGAGCCUGUGGAUGUCACUGAGUGUCUGUGGGAUCUGCCAGCGAGGAGAAAUCAGAACUACAGAGGAAUGGAACUUAAUGAAGAAAAACUGGGAUUAUCUGAACUGUAAACUCCUGAUGAGGGCUGCAUUUCAACUUGACCACUUUUAAAAUAUCUGUGUUUCAUCUCAUGGAGGUGGACUUUAGAUGGUAAACUGUGACGUUUGGGGGAGCAGCAGGUGGUCUUUGGGAAGCUGUUAUAUUUAUUGCGUCAUGUUAAAGUAGCUGCCCACCAAAGUAGCAUUAAUAAAUGUCUGGUUUCAUAAUCUCUA
Molecule: messenger RNA, 1817 nt
Organism: Oryzias latipes (Japanese medaka)
Lineage: Eukaryota; Metazoa; Chordata; Actinopteri; Beloniformes; Adrianichthyidae
Product: bone morphogenetic protein 7
Biological process (GO): BMP signaling pathway
Cellular component (GO): extracellular region
Molecular function (GO): growth factor activity; cytokine activity
Source: RefSeq, a predicted model, not a curated record